Messenger RNA from Labrus mixtus (cuckoo wrasse), 2490 nucleotides. RefSeq names its product tubulin, beta 1 class VI (gene tubb1). Gene Ontology annotation, cellular component: cytoplasm; microtubule. Bases 54 to 1472 code for a protein of 472 amino acids. Gene Ontology annotation, molecular function: GTPase activity; structural constituent of cytoskeleton; GTP binding. NCBI's taxonomy places the organism in Eukaryota, Metazoa, Chordata, Actinopteri, Labriformes, Labridae. Gene Ontology annotation, biological process: mitotic cell cycle; microtubule cytoskeleton organization. The record is from RefSeq and is a predicted model, not a curated record. The transcript is spliced from 4 exons.
CUGAAGCAUAUCAGAGACCCCCAGCUGCUCUGUGUACUGUGGCCACGGUCAUCAUGCGUGAAAUAGUACAUUUGCAAAUUGGACAAUGUGGCAACCAAAUCGGCUCAAAGUUUUGGGAAGUGAUUGGUGAAGAACAUGGACUCAAUGCUACAGGCAACUAUGAGGGAGACAGUGCCCUCCAACUGGAGAGGGUCAACGUCUACUUCAGCGAGGCACAUGGUGGUAAAUAUGUCCCCAGGGCCCUGCUUGUUGACUUGGAGCCUGGUACAAUGGAUAGUGUUCGAGGAAGUCGCAUUGGGGCCCUUUUCAGGCCAGACAACUUUAUCCACGGUAACUCAGGAGCUGGGAAUAAUUGGGCUAAGGGCCACUACACAGAGGGAGCAGAACUUGUGGAGCAAGUUAUAGACCGAGUGAGAAAUGAGAGUGAAAGCUGUGAUUGCCUGCAGGGCUUCCAGUUUGUUCACUCCUUAGGGGGUGGCACUGGCUCCGGCAUGGGAACCCUUCUCAUCAACAAGAUCCGAGAGGAGUAUCCGGACCGCAUCAUGAACAGCUUCAGCAUCAUGCCAUCCCCUAAAGUCUCUGACACGGUGGUGGAGCCAUACAACGCCACCCUGUCGGUCCAUCAGCUCCUGGAGAACACAGACGAGACCUUCUGCAUCGACAAUGAGGCCCUCUAUGACAUCUGUUUCCGCACGCUUAAACUGACUACACCAACUUACGGGGACCUCAACCACUUGGUCUCCAUGACGAUGAGUGGGGUAACGACGUCUUUGAGAUUUCCUGGACAGCUCAACGCUGACCUGAGGAAGCUAGCUGUCAACAUGGUUCCUUUCCCUCGCCUCCACUUCUUCAUGCCAGGCUUUGCCCCACUGACGGCCCGUAGAAGCACACAGUAUAGAGCCCUCACAGUGCCUGAGCUCACCCAGCAGAUGUUUGAUCCCCGCAACAUGAUGACAGCAUGUGACCCAAGGCGUGGGCGCUACCUCACUGUUGCUGGUAUCUUCCGUGGCAGGAUGUCUACCAGAGAGGUAGAUGAACAGAUGCUUGCAAUCCAGCAGAAAAACUCCAACCACUUUGUCGACUGGAUCCCCCAUAAUGUCAAGGUUGCCGUGUGUGACAUCCCACCCCGAGGCCUCAAAAUGGCCUCCACUUUCAUUGGCAAUAACACGGCCAUCCAGGAGAUAUUCCGCCGUGUAGGCGAGCAGUUUUCAUUGAUGUUCAGACGAAAGGCUUUUCUCCACUGGUACACGGGGGAAGGUAUGGAUGAAAUGGAGUUCACAGAGGCCGAGAAUAACCUCAAUGACCUGGUGUCAGAGUACCAGCAGUACCAAGAUGCCACUGCUGAUCAAGAUUUGGAAGCAGAGGACGAAGAAGACGAGGGACCCUCAUCAAAAGUGACAACGCGGGUUGAGUCUCGGAUGGAGGUUAAACUGGAGACAGCGCCUGAAACAACCAAAGAAACUGUAGAUUAAGAAGGCAUACAAGAUAGAUGAUUCGACACAUAGUUGAAGGAAUGAUGAAGGCAUGUGUUAUUGAUGGUCUGCAGAGGAACUCCUAAUUUUUAAUUUAAUAGAUGCUAUUAUUUGAUUUAAAUAGCUUUUACUUGAUAAAAGUAGUGAAAUUUGAACAAGGUGCUUUAUGUAUUUGAUCUAUUUUUCAAUGGAUCGCCCUGUGUGUUGUUGUUUUUUCCGGAUUACAUUUUUCUGUUUUAUUGUAUGUAUUGGAAGAUUAUUGAAAUGUUUGUAAAAAAUGCUAUGUCACACCAGCUUUAUUUAACAUAUGUUACAACCCUAUAAAUUACAUUUUGAUGGUUAAAAUGUUGGAUUUUUCAACAGUAAAUUUUGCAUUGUCAUUUUUGCAUAAGAUCAAAAUAGUAUAAGGACCCAAUACUACCCUUCUCAUCUUGUUUCAUCAUUUGAAGUUAAACAGGAAUGAAACUAAACUUAGCUGCAGUGAUGGACAAGUCUGUGACAGCACAGCGACAGUGACAUGGUUGAAGCCUGUCACAGUUUCCGCAUGUUCUUAAGAAUCUGGGACAUAGAGAUUACACAUGACUAGGCCAGAGUGUCUGCACUCUGAGAUAAGUACACGACAUGGCCUUGCCUCAGCUGCACUGCUGCAAAUCAUAUUGAAGACACUCAUAAACAGGGAUAAAGGAGACGACGCUGCAUGUAACACACACGUGGAUGUAGGUUACGGUGACAGUAACAGUCUUGUAUUGCCUCACACAGGCCAUGUGCUUGAAUAUGUGAAGUUCCAAAGGUUGCAACGAGGUCAAGAAGCAAGCUCUUACUUAACAGUCAGAUAGACCAGUGGCUCCAAAAGUUAACAGAUAAUGUAUGCUUCUUUUUUUUUUUUUUUACCUGCAUCACCUUGACACUGUUCAACAUGAGUGUACAUUUUGUUGUACAAUCAGGAAUGUAGAAGUAGGAAAAUGUUCAAUUGUAUUCAGUGGGCCUGAAGUUAUUACUAAUAAACAUAUAUAACAGA